AUGGCCGCAGCGCCCGCUGUGCAGGAGCUGUAUGCGCUCAGUGAGCUACAGAGUCUUCUGCCCGUGGGUGCCCGGGGCCGUAUCAAGCGGCUUCGAAGCAUCGAUGCGCACAAAGGUGCCACCCUAACUGCCCUGCUCUGGGACCGCCAACAACCCAUCAUUUAUUCUGGAGAUGCCGCACCAAGUUUACAGCGCCAGCAAGGUUAUACAAGCAGUCCACCAACCGCAAGUGAUACUGCUACCCAGCCUCCGCCCCCCAAAAAGCCGAUCGCCACACCGGCGGAAGCAAAGGCCGAACCCCAGCCUGCAGCCGCCAAAGAUUCAGACAAAGCAGCCACGCUCAACAAUGAACCCAUCUCAAGGGCUGCCUCUCAAGCUGAACCUAAUUCAAGCACGACAGGACCCCUCAAAGAGCGCGCCACGAGCUCUGAGAACGAAGAUAGCACUACCACCGAAGCCAAACCUGCGGUACCCACGCCCAGCAAGGCUGAGCCACAGCCCACAGCAGAAGCUUUGCAUGAACAUGUGCCCGCACCCUCGGCGACCGUACCACCCGCGAGUGCGCCCCCCGUGACCACACCCGCUGUGCUCAAGACGAAAGCCACGAGCCGAAAGUACUCAUCUGAUGACGCGCCGAUUAGCACACCUGCGGUUGAAGAAGCGGGCGUGCUUAAAAUUGUCAAGGUGAAAAAGGCAAAGGCCAAAAAGAGCAAGACCAAGCCUGCUCCGCAAGAAAAUGCCUCUUCGACCAAAGUGGUUGGCAGCAAGUCGGAGCCGAAUGCAACGGCCCAGGCCGCCAUCCCUGCAUCUUCGAGUGGGGAUGUUUCCUCGACAGACUUGUCCGCUCAAGGAGCUGGGAAUUCAGAAGCCGGCGACAGUGCAGGGACUACGCCCAGAGCUGAGGCCGAUGCGGUGCCACAACUUGAGAACAAGUCUGAAACGAACAUCAACAACAUGGAUGCCGAGCCUGAGACGAAGCUUGAAGCUGAAGCCGACUUGGUUGCUGAGCCCCAGCCCGAGUCGAAGUCUGGACACGAAGUUGCGUUGGUGGCUAUCCCUGCGACUGAACCUUCCACCGAACAUGCGUCCAAGCUUGAGCUUGAUUCCAAGGUGGAGCCUAUUGAAAAGACUGAGCCCAAGUCUCAGCUCGAAACGGCGCCCGCCAUUGAGCCUGUGCCCGAACCUGCCCCUGAACCUACCAUUGAACCUGUCCCUGAGACUGCCACUGAGACUAUUCCUGAGACUGCCACAGAGACUGCUCCUGAGACUGUUCCUCUCGCCACUGAGACCGUCCCUGAGACUAUUCCUGAGACCGUCCAUGAGACUAUCCCUGAGACCGUCCCUGAGCCUGAGCUUGUCGCCGAGCCCAAGAAAAGUAAUCAAGUCGAGCCCCAGGCUCCAUUCAAGCUUGCCAGCCCCGAGUUUCAAACCGACCCUCAGGCCGAGGCCGAGGCCGACUUGACAAGUGAAUCCACUACGACGCCCAAGAGCCAGCACCUCGGCACCGAAGCAAACACCAAGGCCAAUCUCAAGCCAAAACCCGAUUUGAAGCCAAAGCCUGAGAUGAAGAACGAUGAUCCAGUCACGGCAGAUGAGCUUGAGACUCGAGGCUCGCCCGAGGUUGCACGCCCUGAGGUGAAUGACUCGGCUCGGCUGGUCUCCGCCAGCAAACCCGAGACACACUGCCCCACUGAGCCUGUCAAAGCCACUACUGCACCUCUGGAGGAACGAAUUGAGGCCUCUGUGCCGGAGGUCUCGACGUCCAAGGUCACCGAGGUUGUCGACCAGGCCGAAGAUGCCGAAUCAAAACCGGCCCACAUCAAAACCAAACAGGAUGGCAAUACCAGCAAGAAAAAGAAGAAGAAGAAGAAGAAGGGCAAAACUGAUGCACCGCCAUCUCCUGACCCUGCUGUGGGUAUGCAAGCACCCAAGAGUGACGAUGCAGCGCCGGCCACCUUGGCCUCGUCUGAUUCAACACCCACAUCUGCAGUGCCAUCAGAGGCCACGAGGCGCCUCGAGGGUGAGCAGAGCGUUCAGCACGAGGCGACACCUCUUGUUUCGGAGACACCGGAGGAGCCCACUCAAACACCGACUGGAGCCGAUGCAAAACUUGAUGUUGUCAUGAAUGCGCCUGCUGGAGGAGCCAGCCCAGCGGCAGCCUUGGACGCCUCUGCGCCGGUUGAGCAGGUGCUGGACGCUGAGUCUUAUGAUGAUCUGCUGGACCAGACCAUCAUAGCUGAGAAUGCACCACUAGCAAUGCCGGAUAGUCCACAGCCAACAAGCCCAGAACCAAUUGCUGAAGUCAAGACGUCAGCCCCCGGCAUGGAGGCGCCGCAGCCGGGGAAUCCCGAGCCUGAGACCUCAACGGUGUGCCAGAGCACCCCUCUUGAGGACGCUACCCCACUUGCAACCGCUCCAUUGACCUUGAUGUCGGAUGUCGGCGAAAGCUUGGGGGAUGUUGCAACCGAUGACAUAAUGAAGACGAAAACCAAGACAAAGCGCAAAAAACGGCGCCCCAAAGCUCAAGUCGAGCUCAUCGAUACUUCAGGCUCUGCUGUCAAGGAGCAGGCAGAAGCCGACCGACAGGCUGUGGAGCGUGAGAGCUUGGUGGCCAAGUUCGUGGGCGCCGUCAAGGACCUCAACACUCGCCAUACGCAAGCGGUGGAUGUACUGCUUGCAGACACAUUGCUCGAGGCGGAUGCAUUAUAUGAAGGCCUGGGCCGCUACUGGACUGCCCUUCUCGAGGCUCUCACGACUUUUGAGGAGGAGCGUGUGGCGCUUACCUUUGCAGCAGGGGACCUGCUGGGUGAUGCUUUGCAUCGCCUGCAGAGCGCCCGCUCCAACUGGCUGGGAGGACAGCAACUGCUCCACAUGGCGCUCAGCGCGCAUGCCUACAAUAAUGGGCAGGCAAAUGAGACACUGUGUGUAGCUGCUUGUCGUCGCGUGGCCGCCUUUUGCAACCCUCAAGAGUUGUACGCCUUGGCCAAUGAUUACGAUUGGGCACUGCUACACGCUUUCCUGGGGGAGCAAACCAGUGACCAGCGACACGAGGAGCAGGCCUUCGUCAAUGGCUUGCUGCUGCAGAGCAAUGCCGUGGAACGCUUGCGUGAGGUUGCCGCAGACGUUACACGCACCACCCUGGUUCAAGCUUUGGCUGUGCUACUGGCCAGCGACGGCCAGCGCGAGGCUUGCAUUGAUUUAUGGUGUGAGCAAUAUCCGGCAAUCUCAUAUGCUGACCUUGGACCCCAGGUAGCACCCGAGAAUACCCCGGCCGGAGAUGCGCUCCUUUGGCGCUAUUGGCAGACUGUCCUCGUGCGGUUUCCGCACGCAUGGACUGAUCCCAAUCUGGAGGCCACCCUUUUGCGCCGCGCCUUUACGCACCCACAGAAUCCAGCUCUCGCCGAUGUGUGUGCAGCCCCUACCGCGGCGGACCAUAGCUCACAUUGGGACUCUGGCCGUGCUGACGCGAGUGCCUUGGCGGAGGAAUUGGCAGCAGCAAGACCAGUGGCCGGGAGUCACCGGUUAGCAUGGACCUUUGGGCCAACCUUCGACCUUAUCCGAGAUGCUUACGCCAAUUUAUCCCAGGCAGUCCAAGCACGCAUGCUGCGCGUGCUGAUCCGCCAUGGCUGCUGGGCUUGGGCCGUCCCUUUGAUUGAGGAUUCGUGUUUACGACUACAGCUUACCGUGGGACUUGAGGAGCCAUCGUGGCUAUUGACGGGCACGUGGAGCGAUCAGGAGUGGCAACACGUGCUGAGCCAGGUGCUGCGGGAGCAAUCCGUACAUUGGCCGUGGCUGGAGCGCCAGGCCCGAUGGGUUUUGGGCUUGAAGCGUGCGACACGUCUUCUGGGCCUCGUUUUGCAAGACUCGACGUGCACUGGCUUACCUGCGGCACAAGAUGCGGCCAUGCGGCAUUUGCUCUACACGUGGCAAGCUGCACCUUCGGCUGCUGCCCUGAAGCCGUCGCAAGCAGACUUGGCUGCUGCCGUGGACACAUACCUGUGGAACCUGCGCCCCGUCACAGCACCCCCUGCUCUGCUGGCUGCGUUUGAAGGAUCGAGCACAUCGCCCAAUGAGUCAUCCGUUUUGACCCCACCUACGCUUGAGGAUGGGGGCUGCCACGUCGGCUUGCCCUGCAUGGUGGGGCAUGCUGUGUGUCAGGUUUGUGGCUUGGCGGCCGCCCAUGACGACGUGCGAAGUGCAGUGGAGGUGUUUGCCGGUGGUGGCGUUAUCCAUCGCAUGUGCUUGCCGACUCUGCCAUGA
Monosiga brevicollis MX1 is the source of this 4260-nucleotide messenger RNA. RefSeq lists its product as uncharacterized. The record is from RefSeq and is a predicted model, not a curated record. Bases 1 to 4260 code for a protein of 1419 amino acids. NCBI's taxonomy places the organism in Eukaryota, Choanoflagellata, Craspedida, Salpingoecidae. The transcript has 5 exons.